Myotis daubentonii (Daubenton's bat) is the source of this 3706-nucleotide messenger RNA. RefSeq names its product gastrula zinc finger protein XlCGF26.1-like. The transcript has a single exon. Bases 1582 to 3414 code for a protein of 610 amino acids. NCBI's taxonomy places the organism in Eukaryota, Metazoa, Chordata, Mammalia, Chiroptera, Vespertilionidae. The record is from RefSeq and is a predicted model, not a curated record.
UUAUGGAUCUGAGCAGUUGUAAUCUGGAUUGUCCCACUCUGACCACUGGGUACACUGGCUCUUGGAUCUCUAAGGAGGUGCUAAUAUAGCCUCUGCCUGAGGCUACUCAGCAGGAGCUACAGAGAGAUCUGCAGAUUCCUCUUCUUUGUUUUCGGUUUGUAGGUGCCCAGAUGAGGCCCAGCUGUGAAGCAGUGCAAGGUGCUGUGGGGCUUGGGCCUUCUUUUGGAAGUUCUGGGUCUGUCUGACCCAGCUGCAGUUUGUUAGGUAAUUUUCAGAUUGCAAAGGGCCAGGCCUUGGAUAUGCGAAAGCCUCUGUGCACAGCUUGGGUGUGGCGGGGUCUCAUUGAUCAAUGGGACGGAGCAAGCAGCUAUGGCUGCUCCUCAGUCCUACCCUAAGAGGCCCAGCGUCUCAGUGUCCCCGUAAUCUGUGCAAGUUCUGCUGAGAGAAAGCCACCCUCGAGUUCCAACCGAUGCCAGACAGUCCAGUUUCUCCCCGAAUGAGUCUGAGUCCCUGUAGACUCGGCCGGAGCUGGAGUUCAGAGCAGUAGGGAGCUUGAGACUCCCUCCCGAUUGGAAAAGACAACCGUGACCUCAUUUGCCAGCCCUUUUCACUUGGGCCACGUCCUCAGUUGCCAGCCCUUUCCAAGUGCGCCACAUGCUCAGUUGCCAGCCUUUUCCGCGUGCACCUCCAUACCGCUGCACUCUACUUCCGCACCUCUUCUGAGUCUCAGUAUGCUUUUCUCUUUCCUUCUAGUUGUAGAAUUUCCACUCAGCCAGCCUUCCUGUGGUUCUGGAUGAUGUUUGUUUUGUCUUUUAGUUGUAUUGUUGAAGUGGUUGUGCAUGGCAGCAAUUUCUGGUGUUUACCUAUUCCGCCAUCUUGGUUCUAUCAGCACUCAGUUUUCAUAGUGAUCAUUUCUACUGGGAUUCCCAGCCCAUUGAUAACCUUCACCUCUCUUGACUUUGCACCUGUGCCUCUUUCACAGGUCUCUCUUUUCUGCCCUCUAACAUUGGUCCAUGCCUGCAGUACCUUGGAGUGCACACAUGUUAUUUUAUUGAUGUUGAACAUCAUGUGGUUUAAUACAAUACAUUUUUAUGGCUUUGAGCCGUCUUAAAUGAUUCUACAUAGACUCCCAUGGCCAACAUGUAAGGUCCUAAUGGAAGCCGUUUGUGCAGAAAAAAUAAGUAGAGCCUUCCUCUCUUCUUUGUGUCCCGUCCUGUGCUUCUGUCCCUCUCUUGGUUUGCUUUUUAUCAUAACUGAGUUUUGGGGCCACAAUAUGCAUAACAACAGUUUCCUCAGAGUAUACCUCACUGGUCCUUAAAAUCUUUUUAUGGAAUCAGGCAUAGUCAUGACAGAUAAACAUUUGUAGUGCAGAUAUUCUGAUUUCAUAGGGUGAACAUAUACUUUACUAGUGUUUCCUUUUGUUCAGGUUGCUGCUGUGGAGCAGAGAAUGAGGAGGCAGCGACUGAACAGAACUUUUUUGGGAGAGUUUCACAGGCAUGGAAUGCCCAGUUACCUUUGUCUUCCCAGAAGAGCCACCCCUGUGAGAGUUGUGGACUUGUCUUGGGAAACAUUUUCCAUGUGAUGGAGCUGCAGGGAACACAACACAGACAGAUACUGUUGAGGUGUGGGGCAUGUGCAAAAGGGUUUUACUUCAGUGUAAAUAUUCAUCAAUGGAAUGUGAGAGAGAAGACUUUCAGUAGAGGUGUGGACAGGAUCUCCCUUGCAAACAGCUACAAUUUCAAUGGGUCCCAAAAUUGGUUCAUAUGCGGGGAGGUUGGGCAGAGUGUUCUUACCGAAUCAGGACAGCUCCACCUAAAGGCUACUCAGACCAGGGACCACCCAAAUUCUAUUUCGACACGUGGGAUGACAUUUCAAAGGACAAAAAAUUAUUACGCCCGAAAAGAAUCUAAGAAAGACAUUACUUGUACCCACACGUUUAUUCAGGAAAAGGAUGUCAAUGUUGGAAGUGGAUGUUUUGUGUGCUCUGAAUGUGGGGAAUAUUUUACCAAAUUUUCUAGCUUUUCUCUUCUACAGCAAGGUCACACUGGAGAAAGGCCUGAUCAGUACAGUGAAUAUGGGAAAGCUUUUAGCAAUAGUAACAGCCUAGGUGAAGCUUUGCACACUGAAGAAAGGCAUUAUGAGUACAGUGAAUAUGGGAAAGCUUUUAGCAGUAUUAACAGCCUAGGUGAAUAUGAAGCUUUGCACACUGAAGAAAGGCCCUAUGAGCACAGUGAAUGUGGAAAUCCUGUUACCAAUAGCACUGCCCUCCAUUAUGAUCAGAGCGUUCUCACAGCAGAAAGGCCUUAUGAGUGCAAUGAGUGUGGGAAAUCUUUUACUAGUAGCAGUAAUCUUCAUUGUCAUCAGAGAAUUCACACUGGAGAAAAGCCUUAUAAAUGUAGUGAAUGUGGAAAGUCUUUUUCAACUUUCAGUACUCGCAAAUAUCAUCAUUACAGAGUGCACUCUGGAGAAAGGCCUCAUCACUGCAGUGAAUGUGGGAAAUCUUUUAUCACUUUGUCUCACCUUCAGAGUCAUCAGAGGGUUCACACAGGAGAAAAGCCUUAUAAAUGCAAUGAAUGUGGGAAAUCUUUUUCCCAUAGCAGUAACCUUCUUUCUCACCAGAGCAUUCACACUGAAGAAAAGCCUUAUAUAUGUGGUGAAUGUGGGAAAGCUUACAACUGUUUCAUUAAACUUUGUCGUCAUCAAAGAGUGCACACUGGAGAAAGGCCUUUUCACUGCAGUGAAUGUGGGAAAUCUUAUACUAGGCAAAGUGCACUUUGUGAGCAUCGGAGAAUUCAUAGAGGAGUAAAGCCUCAUAAGUGCAGUGAAUGUGGGAUGACUUUCAUCAAAAGCGGAACUCUCAAAAAACAUCAGAGAGUUCACACUGGAGAAAAGCCUUUUAAAUGCAGUGAAUGUGGGAAAUCUUUUACCACGAAAAGUACACUUUGUCAUCAUCAGAGAAUUCAUACAGGAGAAAAGCCUCAUAAAUGCAGUGAAUGUGGGAAGACUUUCAUCCAAAACAAAGCUCUCCAAAAUCAUCAGAGAGUUCACACUGGAGAAAAGCCUUUUAAAUGCAGUGAAUGUGGGAAAUCUUUUACCAGGAGCGAUGUCCAUUGCCGUCAUCAGAGAAAUCAUGCAGGACAAAAGCCUUAUAAAUGCAGUGACUGUGGGAAAACUUUCACCGAAAACAAAGCUCUCCAAAAUCAUCAGAGAAUUCACACGGGAGAAAAGCCUUUUACAUGCAGUGAAUGUGGGAAAUCUUUUACCUGGAAGAGUGUUCUUCGCCAACAUCAGAGUGUUCAUACAGGAGAAAAGCCUUAUAAAUGCAAUGACUGUGGGAAAUCUUAUACCAGGAUCACCAGGCUUCGCAGUCAUCAGAGAGUUCAUACAGGAGAAAGUCGUUAUGAGUGUAAUUAAUGUGAGAUAUCUCUCAGCCUAAUUUGUAAAUUUGCUCUGCACAAAAGAGUCCGAAUGUGAAAAGUUUCUCAGAUGUGUUGAAAAUGUAGUUUCUUAGUUAGGACUUAACAAUUGUAUAAGAAAAUAGGUGAAGUCUCAUUAGUCAGAAUUUAUCUAAUACUUUGAAUCACCUACAUUAUGUAACGUACCCGCAACUAUUUUUGCUCUUCUGUUUGCUUGUUUGUAUGUUGGAACCAUUCGUAUGUAUGCUGGAAUUUUUAAGAUAAAGAGCUGUCUUGCCAGGUGGAAGAAC